This is a messenger RNA of Salvelinus sp. IW2-2015, 1189 nucleotides long. NCBI's taxonomy places the organism in Eukaryota, Metazoa, Chordata, Actinopteri, Salmoniformes, Salmonidae. The record is from RefSeq and is a predicted model, not a curated record.
AUGUUUAAUCUUAACUCCACCCACUGCGCUGUGUUUGGCCAGGUCCAUCGUGUCUUCUCCAAAGGGCUGGCUGGCCUGGAAGGUACCAUUCAGCAGGGGGACAGCGUCCUGUCCAUCAACGGCAGCAGCUUGGAGGGGAUGUCCCACGUAGAAGCCGUGUCCUGUCUCCACCAGGCUAGACUGUCCACUCAGACCCUGGUGGUCCUUCGCAGGGGAAAGGACAGUGAAGGACAGCUGUCCCCGAGACACCAUGACCUGUACCACUGCACAGGACGAAGCUACUCCCCAGGGUGCAGAGACAACGGGCCUGAAACAGCUAGACCCGUGGUGGAAAUGGGUCCUGAUGGGGCUCUGAGGGUACAGCUCCUGAAGACAUCAGCUGGUCUGGGCUUCAGUCUGGAGGGGGGCAAAGCCUCGGCUCAUGGAGACCGCCCACUCAACAUCAAACGAGUCUUCAAAGGUGGUGCUGCGGAGCUGUCGCGUGUUGUGGACGUGGGGGAUGAGGUACUGGAGGUGAACGGGAGCUCGCUGCAGGGCCUCAUGCAUUACGACGCCUGGAACAUUAUCAAGACUGUCAGCAAAGGCCCCGUGCAGCUUGUCAUCAGGAAACCACGGACCUCUGUAUGACUCAACAGACAUAUCGACUGGACAUACACAGAACUCAUGUGUCAGUCUGGUUGACGUGUAACCUGACAUCCAUAGAAUGGAUAUGUCAGCCUCGUUGACGUACAACGGUGAAACACAGGAUUUCUGUAUGGCCGAUGGACUGGUCAGACAUAUCUUACACAACUCCAAGGUGACAUAUAACUACAAUGGAGAAAUGUCCUUUUAAAAAAAAAAUAUUACAUAUUCUAACGAGGCUUACAGACAUGUUGGGCUAACAUUGCAGGGUUAUUCCCCCCCCUCCCCCUCCCCCCCAGAGUAAAUUUGGUCCGGGAUGGAUCUAUGUCUUAGUGUGCCAAAAGAACAAGAGAGACUUUCACUUGUUUAACUUUUUUACUUUUUUAUGACGUCACCUUGUGAUGGUGUUUUUAAUAUCGCUGACCUACUCAGGCGGUGGUGCUGUGCUGUAGGAGGAUAUUUUGUUAUCUAAGAAGGUGGGUGAAACUUUUAUUCAGUGUACAGUGCAUUCUGGAAAGUAUUCAGACGCCUUGAUUUUUUCCCACGUUUUGUUAUGUUACAGCCUUAC